This is a messenger RNA of Cydia strobilella, 1079 nucleotides long. RefSeq names its product 40-kDa huntingtin-associated protein (gene Hap40). Gene Ontology annotation, biological process: vesicle cytoskeletal trafficking. The record is from RefSeq and is a predicted model, not a curated record. Gene Ontology annotation, cellular component: early endosome. The transcript has 6 exons. Gene Ontology annotation, molecular function: protein binding. Bases 106 to 990 code for a protein of 294 amino acids. Lineage: Eukaryota; Metazoa; Arthropoda; Insecta; Lepidoptera; Tortricidae.
AGCUAAGGUGUGUUUUCAUUCGUAAAUUCUUAAUCUUAAUACAUUUCAGUAUUCAGUGGAAAUUCGCCUGUUCUUUACAAAACUGCUUGCCUUAUUUUACCCAUAAUGUCUACUGAUUUAAAUGCGAGUUUCAAUGAGCAGUUCAUGAACAUAAACACCAAAUUGAAAAAGCGUUUCUUAAGGAAGCCGAAUAUUUCUGAAGCUACCAACGAGUUUAUAGCGCUAGCUAUCCAAUGCGAGUACUCCGAGCAACCUACAUUUGCUGGACAUUGCUAUAUUGGUGCAGCCAAGUGCGAAGCGUCUGUGGGCAAUUUUUUAGGCGAAGCAGAGUAUCUAGUGACUGCAGCAAGACAGUUUAUGAAGGCAGAGAAAAAAUUACGUUCGCUAAAGUUUUGUAGUCCUGAUAGAGAAAAUCUAGAGGCAGCCAUCGGGUGCUUCACCCAAGCCCUGACCAAGUAUCCAGACAGGUCCUCAAUCCGCCUGUCCCUACUGAGUGAGCUGGCAGCUGACCUCGUAACAUUGAACCUUAAGUGUGAAGCGGUAUCCUACUAUGAACAAGCACUGGCUUUAGUACAAGACACAAACAUGAGGAUCAUGUUUGUGAGGAAUUAUAUUAAUCUGCUUAUUGACUGUGGAAAAUAUGAUAUAGCCUUAGAAAAAGCAAAUGAACUGGUGGACUUCAAUGUGAAUCUACCAGAAGAUGUUCUUGCAGAAAUCCAACUAAGCCGAAUACUCCUUUCCCUUUAUAUGGACCCAAAAGGUGAUGCAAAGGUGGAAUCCCUGAAACAACUGUUCACUGAUAUACUUAAUGAUGCUGACAGUGAUGCAAUACCAUUCAACAUAGACCUACGGCUUAAACUCCAGUCAGCCAUCUUGUCCCACGUGACCCGCGACGCGCAGGCGCUCGCGCGCGCCGCCUGCGAGCUGCGGCCCGCGCUCGCGCCCGCGCACCACGACCUGCUCACGCUUGUCGCUACGACCAUGAAGUGAACCAUAAAGAAACUGUAUGUCUUAAGAUAUAAGGCUGUUUUUGGUUAAGCUAUAUCAUCGCGUUUAUGGCAGCAAUCGUCUCCGAGCUU